Messenger RNA from Gymnogyps californianus (California condor), 1189 nucleotides. Its product is annotated as translation initiation factor IF-2-like. The record is from RefSeq and is a predicted model, not a curated record. NCBI's taxonomy places the organism in Eukaryota, Metazoa, Chordata, Aves, Accipitriformes, Cathartidae. The coding region runs from base 1 to 1059 and encodes 352 amino acids. The transcript is spliced from 6 exons.
AUGUGGCGGUCAGAGCAGGCGCCGGCGGGCUCCGGCUCGCCGGGCUGCCCCGACCUGCUGCGGCACGUAGGCGGCCCGCGCUUGCCGCUUUCCCCGCUCUACCUCAGCUUCUUCGAGGAGGAGUGCCGCGCGAUCGCCACCCGCCUGCGCCUCGGCGCCGCCGCCGCGGCGGAGCCCUCGCCGGGCCCGGGAGAGGGCAGCGCCCUGUGGCCCGACGCCGCCGGGCCUGUCACCUCCACGCCGCUGCGCGCCUCGCAGCCCCUCGACGAGGGGGCCCCGGACAGCGCCACGCCCGCCGCCUGCCCGAGCACGGGUGGCUGUGAGGCCGCCGCCGCCCCGGGCCCGGCCCGCGGGGAGCCCCGGCGCCUCCCGCAGCCCGCUGCCGGCGGUUGCCCCGGCACAGCGCGGCCCGGCUCCCGCCUCGCCCGCCCGCAGGCCCUGUCCCGUAAGGCAGCACGGCGCGGUGCCGGACAGCCCCCCUGCGGCGGGCCGGGCCCCGCGGGCCGCCCCCCCGCCCGGUCCCCGGGCCGUGGCGGUGGGGGCAGGCUCUCCCUCUCCAGGGUACGGGCCUCUCUGGGUCUGGAGCUCCCCAAGGCCAGCAAGGGGCUCGGUGCCCCGGGAACGAGGCUUCCCCAGCCCCCAGGUACCAAGCUGAAGCUGAUGCUGGCUGCCAAGUCCAUGCUUCACCAUCCCAGCAGGGCUUUGCAGCUGGCAAAGUGGGUUCCCAAACCCGCCCCUCGGGACACAGAGACGGAAAGUAAGGCUGACCAAACGUGGGUGUGUGGGGGGUCCUCUUUUUCCAGCGAGUUGGCCCCUGACCUGACUCCAGGGUGUGGGGAUGCAGUCCCUGCUGAGCAGUCUGCAGGUGAUCAGCUGUCCCAGGAGCUGAAGCGUGUAAAGAACGAGCUGGAGCGAGUGAAGGGCGAGCUUGCUGACAAGACUGCCCAGUGUGAAGCCUAUCACCAGAUGAUCUCCUCCUUGCAGGCUCAGCUCAGAGCAGCAGGAAUCUGUCCGGAAGAUGCAGCAGUGGAGGAGAGUGGUGACUCGGGGGGAGACUGACAGCCAGCAUGUGGGGACAGACUCACAACAGCCACUUGUUUGGCCGCCUGAGCUGCUGGGCCAGUGAUAUUUGUGGAGCUCUUGAAUGAAUGAAUUUUUUAACUCCUUGUAUUUAAAAUAAAGGUGUCUU